Molecule: messenger RNA, 684 nt
Organism: Schistocerca serialis cubense
Lineage: Eukaryota; Metazoa; Arthropoda; Insecta; Orthoptera; Acrididae
Exons: 2
Coding region: 1-684 (227 amino acids)
Source: RefSeq, a predicted model, not a curated record
AUGGCCAACAGCAGCAGCAACAGAGCGGCGCCGAAGUUGCGCCGGCGCAGCGCCAGCCAGUGCGCCUCCCUGCGCGCAGCCAGCUCCCGGGGCCCCGCUAUCAGCUGCAGCCUCACCAGCCUGCAGCCCGCUCUCGUGCGAGCCGUCCCCGAUCCCACGGGCAAAAUUAGGACGUACGAAGAGCCGGCGGACACGAGGCAGUUGAGUUCCUGGCUGGAACGCAAACACCUCGACGAGCUCAAGAAGAAGCAAGAAGAGCUCGCCAAGAAACGUGCGGAACAGGUGAAGCGCGAGCGCGAAGAGGCGGAGCGCCAGCACCGCCUGCAAGAGGCGCAGCAGCGCAGGAAGGCGCAGGAGGCGCGGCAGCAGCUGCAGCAGGAGGCGGCCAGGCGGCGCGCCGAGCUGGAAGAGCGGGCGCAGCGCGAGCUGCAGGCGGCGGAGCGCCAGAGGCACCUGCAGGAGCUGCAGCGCCGCAGGGAGGCGCAGGCGGCGCGCGCGCGCAGGGAGGAGGCCGCCAGAGCCAGCGCGCAGCGCGACGCGCAGGCCGAGCGCGACCGGCAGGCGGCGCAGCGGCGCGCGCGCCACGAGCAGUACCUGCGGCGCAAGGCCGAGCAGGAGGCGCGCGCCCGCGAGCAGGACAGGCUGCGCGCGCAGAAGGCCAAAUAUUAUUCCCUCUCAACAUGA